Vicia villosa (hairy vetch) is the source of this 5086-nucleotide messenger RNA. Its product is annotated as putative disease resistance protein RGA4. Gene Ontology annotation, molecular function: ADP binding. NCBI's taxonomy places the organism in Eukaryota, Viridiplantae, Streptophyta, Magnoliopsida, Fabales, Fabaceae. The coding region runs from base 452 to 3580 and encodes 1042 amino acids. The transcript has a single exon. The record is from RefSeq and is a predicted model, not a curated record. Gene Ontology annotation, biological process: defense response to other organism.
UUUUUGAACUUUAUAUAAUACGGAGUAUACAAUACACUGGUAUGGACAACUGUUCAUUAUAAAAGCAAAGUUACUUCAUCAUUAUGUUCCAUUAUAAAAGCAAAGUUAGUGUUCAUCAUUCUGUCUGCCACAUCUUAGUGGUUAAAGUGGCUCAAUCAAACUCUUCCCUUCCCAACAAUCUUUACUGGCCAGUGGGGACCUGUUUCAGGAUAUUUAUGCAAAAGUAGACUUUUUGUUCAUAUGAAAACUAAUGAAAAGACACAAAGAAAAUCAAUAAUGGAACCUUGAAUCAAUUAUUGAACUUUUCACUGUGCCUUUCAUAAUUCCCAAUACAUCAGCUACAGCUACUUAAGCACUUGCUACCAUUGCAUUCUACUCACAGUUCUUCCUGUUUACUUCAACACUCCAAAAUUCAAUCUUCUUAUUUUUCAUCUCUUUCAUUGCUGAAAAAAUGGCUGAGGCCUUGCUUGGAUUUGUGUUAGAGAAUUUGUCAUCUCUGCUUCAGGAUGAACUUUCCACCGUUUUCGGAAUCAAGUCAAAGGCUGAAAAGCUAUCAACCACCUUAGAUCUCAUCAAGGCUGUCCUUGAAGAUGCUGAGCAGAAACAAGUCACUGACCGCUCUGUUAAGGUAUGGCUGCAACAACUCAAAGAUGCUGUAUAUGUGCUUGAUGAUAUCCUUGAUGAAUGUUCCAUUCGAUCUACCCGGCUGAGGGGUAUCAACUUAAAGAAUUUACUUUUUCGUCGUGACAUAGGCAAGAGGUUGAAAGAAAUUACAAGGAGAUUAGACGAUCUUGCUGAUAGUAAAAGCAAAUUUAUUCCUCGAGAGGGUAUUAAUAUUAGGGAAAGCUCAAUUGAAGUACCUGAAUGGCGCCAAACCAGCUCUUUUAUUGCCGAACCUAAAGUUUUUGGACGAGAAGAUGAUAAAGAAAAGAUUGUUGAGCUUCUUCUCACCCAAGCGAAGGACUCUGACUCUCUUUCCAUCUAUCCCAUUGUUGGCUUAGGCGGUGUUGGAAAAACAACUCUUGCUCAGUUGGUCUACAAUGAUGUUAGGGUGACUGUCAAUUUUAAUACAAAAAUUUGGGUUUGCGUUUCUGAGGCAUUUUCGGUCAAGAGGAUUCUAUGUUCCAUUAUAGAAUCUAUCACAUCUGAGAAGUGUGAUUCUUUAUCUUUAGAUGCAAUACAACUAAAGGUGCAAGGUUUGUUGCAAGGUAAAAGAUACUUUCUAAUUUUAGAUGAUGUAUGGAACAAAACUCAACAAAUAGAGUCUGGAUUAAGCCAAGAGAAAUGGAAUAAGUUGAAAUCUGUGUUGUUGUGUGGAUCUAGAGGUUCUUCCAUUUUAGUUUCCACUCGAGAUGAGGAUGUUGCGGAAAUUGUGAGAACAUGCCAAACUUAUCAUUUGUCUGGUCUCCCAGAAAAUGAAUGUUGGUUGUUGUUCAAACAAUAUGCAUUUGGACACAACAGAGAAGAACGCACAGAACUUGUGGCAAUAGGUAAGGAGAUAGUAAAGAAAUGCGGUGGAUUGCCUCUUGCGGCACAAGCAUUGGGAGGUCUGAUGCGAUCUAGGAGGGGAGAAAAAGAAUGGCUUGAAGUAAAAGAGAGCAGAAUUUGGGAUUUAACACAUGAGAAUUCAAUCUUGCCUGCCUUGAGGUUGAGCUACUUUCAUUUAACUCCGACCUUAAAGCAGUGUUUUUCUUUUUGUGCGAUAUUUCCCAAAGAUAGCAUAAUCAUGAAAGAAGAACUGAUUCAACUUUGGUUGGCUAAUGGAUUUAUUUCGUCUAGAGAAAAUUUGGAGGUCGAAGAUGUUGGCAACAUGAUUUGGAAUGAAUUGUGCCAAAAAUCAUUCUUUCAAGAGAUCAAGAUUGAUACAUAUUCUGAAGACAUUUCUUUUAAGAUGCAUGAUCUUGUCCACGAUCUUGCUCAGUCGAUAAUGGGGCAAGAAUGUGUGAUUUUAGAGGAUGAGAAGACUAAAUUGUCCGAAAGUACCCAUCAUAUUAGCUUUCACUUUGGUCCCAAUUUAUCGGUGGAUGAGAGUGCUUUGAAAAAAUUAGAGUCCCUACGCACAAUGUUUGAGUUGAAUCGUUGUCCAUAUUCAUGGGGCCUUUCCCAUUCCUUACAAACUGAUCACUUCCCAUUCCCCACAAACUAUUCUCUUCGGGUUUUACGCAUUUCCCCAUUCCAGGUAUUAUCACUCGGAAACUUAAUUCAUUUAAGGUAUUUGGAACUUUAUGGUUGUGACAUUCAAAACAUCCCUAAUUCGAUUUACAACUUACGUAAAUUGGAAAUCUUGAAAUUAAAAAGUCUUGCAAAACUGAGAUGUCUACCGAAGCGUUUGGCUUGUUUACAAUAUCUUAGGCAUCUUGUCGUCGAACGUUGUGAUUCACUUUCUCAAUUGUUUCCCGACGUUGGGAAAUUAACUUUCCUAAGAACAUUAAGUGUAUACAUCGUUAGUUUAAAGAGAGGACAAAGCUUGACAGAACUACGUGAUCUAAACCUUGGAGGGAAACUGAAUAUCAAAGGGUUAAAAGAUGUUGGUAGUUUAUCUCAUGCUCAAGAUGCCAAUUUGACAGCUAAAAAAGAACUCCAGAAAGUAUGCAUGUCAUGGAGCAUCAAUGAUGAAAUCACCGAGACCCCGAGUUUUAGUUCCGAGCAAGUACUAGAAAGGCUUCAACCUCACACAAAUCUCAAAAGCUUGAAGAUACGUUACUAUAACGGAUUAUGUUUCCCAAGUUGGAUCCAAACUCUAACUAGUUUAGUUUCUUUGGAACUUAAGGGUUGCAACAAGUGUGUGCGACUUUCACCACUUGGGAAACUACCAUCUCUUAAGAAACUGAAACUAUGUGAUAUGAAUAAUGUGAAAUAUGUGGAUGAUAAUGAUGAUGAUGGUGACGAAUCUCACAACAGUAUGGACGUGAAGAUUUUCCCAUCUCUUGAGGAACUCAUAUUAUUCAGAUUACCAAGAUUGGAGAGGUUGUUGAAAGUGGAAAGAAGGGAGAUGUUUCCUUGUCUUUCUUUUUUAAGAAUUUCCUUUUGCCCUCAACUUAGAUUGCCAUGUCUUCCAUAUGUUAAAGACCUUCAUGUAUAUGGGUGUAACAAUGAGUUACUGAGUUCAAUCUCUAGCUUCUAUGGUCUUACUACCCUUUACCUUUGUAUAGGUAGUGGAAUAACAUCCUUUCCAGAGGGGAUGUUCAGAAAGCUUACUUGUCUUGAAUCUCUAAAUGUACAGUAUUUUGAGAACUUGAAGGAGUUACCAAAUGAACCCUUUAACCUUGCUUUGGAAUAUCUGGAAAUCAUUGGGUGCAUUGAGCUUGAGUCUUUACCAGAAAAAAUUUGGGAAGGUCUGCAAUCCCUUCAAACCUUAGAGAUUCAUUAUUGUAAAGAAUUGAGAUGCCUGCCGGAGGGUAUUCGACACCUCACUUCUCUAGAGGUUCUGAAAAUUUAUGGCUGCCCAACAUUAGAGGAGCGAUGCAAGAAGGAAACAGGGGAGGACUGGAACAAGAUUGCGCAUAUUCCACGAAUAAUUAUUCCCUGCCCCUCGUUAUAUCCCCCUCCAAAUUGGAUGGGUAUGAAUGAAAUAAUAUAAAAAAAUGUUGGAAACAGGGGAUAUUGUUUUGUUUUCUUUCGAAAAUGUUUUGUUUGAGUGACGUCAAAUUGGAUAUAAGAAAGGGGUGGGUGGGGUAGCUCAGUUGGCACUUGCUGACUGAGCGGGUGUAGGCUGUUGGUCCAGGGUUCAAUCCGUGGCAGCAGCAAUGUAGUAUUUUCUUUGUAAACAAGUUGGUGGUACUUAUAAACCAUCAACUUUAAAAAAAAAAAAAAAAAUUGGAUAUAAGAAGGAUACAUGCUUUGUUUGUUACUUUGUUAAAUCCUUUUGAAAAUAUUUUGUUUCAGGGACUUCAAAUGUUUGAAUCUUAAGUGAAAUUUGUAAAUUUUUCAAAUAUUAAUAUAACAUAUUUAUAUUUAUUCUUUGUUAUGGUGUCUUAAUUUCUUUUUAUAUUUUAAACCUUUGAUAACAAUAUUUUAUUAAAUGUAAGUUCGGUCAAGGAUUUACAAAGGCAUCCCCUCUCCUAGUUUCUUUUCAUUAUCGUAACAAAAGGUUUAGACGGGUUCAUGAAAAAUGUGGUUUCUCAAGUAAUUUUUCAACCUUCCGCUUUUUUGAAUAAUCUCAAUUUUAAUCUCCAAUAAUUUGUAGAUGACACAAUCAUUCUUGGUCAAUCUUGCUGGGAAAAUAUCUGGACGCUCAAAGUGAUUUUGCGCUUCAGAAUAUCUCCAAUAGUUUUAGGCUUAAGAAUAACCUUUCACAAAAGUAGGAUUUUGGGCUUCAACAUCGAUCCAGCUUUCUUGGAGACUGCUUCGGACUUUCUAGCUCGUUCAAUUUCACACCUUCCUCUAAUUUUUUUGACAAUUCUCUUAGGCGUCAAUCCUAUAAGCCAUAAUUCAUGGCUUCUGAUUCUUGAUAAAUUUAGAUGUCGUUUUUCAAGUUGGAAAUAGCAAGUUCAUCUCCUAUGAAAGGCAAAUCGUUCUUUUAAAUACAGUUCUUAACUUCAUUCCACUAUAUUUCUUUUUUUCUACAAAGCUCGAAAGGUGGUGAUUGAUGAAUUAAUCAAGAUUCAAAGAGCUUUUCUUUGGAAAGGUGAGGAAAGUAAGAGGUAGAUCAAUUGAGUAUCCUGGUCUUUCGUGUGUAACUCUAAAGCUGAUGGGGGAUUGGGAAUAAAGCACUGUGGGUUUUUUAGUGUAGCUCUGGUCAACAAGUAGAUUUAGAAAAUUGUGAAUAAACAAGAUUUACAUUGGGUUCAUGUUUUAUCUUUUUUAAGUACGAUGAUAUAAUAAGUCAAUUUCUCGACACUUCUAUUCCCACGUCUAAUUAUUCUUCACUGUGGUGGCGAGAUAUAAGAGAUAUUAUGACUACAACGGGUUCAAAUUAUGGUUGCUUUGAAAACAACAUCUGUUGCAAACUGGGUGCAAGUUGGGACAUUACUUUUUGAGGUCGAGAGGGAUAGGUCAUCAACCACUCAAAUUAAGUUUUCCAACUCUAUUUGACCAUUGGUGUGAACAAAAUGUGAUUGUUUGUAUUGUAGGUUUUUUAUCUGAU